AAGAGGGCAGCAGGAAUGAAUCCGAUACGUGGCCUGAUGCUGAUCAGUUACAGGAAGGGAGCGUCCCUGACCACUCAGUUAAACUGGCUUCCUGAGUAUGCUGGCCAGGGUGAUUGUGUAGGGUACCCAGGAACCAUGUGGGGAGUCUUUGGGAUGGGGUGGGCAGGGCUGGAGGUUCUAUCUUAAUCUCCAUAAACUAGACCAGCAGUUCUCAAAGUGUGGGUUGGGACCCCAUUUUAAUGGAGUUGCUAGGGCUGGCAUUAGACUUACUGGGGCCCGGGGAUGAAGCCGAAGCCCUCUGGCUUUGGCUCUGGGCAGCAGGCUUUGGCCCUGGGUGGCUUGGCUCAGGUUACAGGCCCCCCUGCCCAGGGCUGAAGCCCAUGGGCUUGGGCUUUGGCCUUCUUGCUCAGGCUAGCGGGGCUUGGGUGGGUUCAGGCUUUGGUCCCCCCUCCUGGGGUCGUGUCAUAAUUUUUGUUGUCAGAGGAUGCAAUGAAGUUUGAGAAUCCCUGAGCUAGACUGAGUGUGCAAAAUUACUGGCUGCUUUACACCCCAGCUGUUCCUUGCCACUUCUGCUCUGGGGUUAGAUCUCAGUGAAAGAUGGCUCCUGGGUCAGUGCUUUUCAGAAGUGUUAGUCACAAGCUCUGGCAUGUCUUCUACAGGGGACAAGUUGGUCCAGCAGCAGAGACCAGCAGUGCUACUGGCUCUUGUGACUUUUAAAAUCAUGAAUCUUGUGAUAAUGUCUUUCUUAAGCUCCACUCCUGAUAGCAAGAGAUCACACAAGAACCUCCGCUUCCCAUUUUGUAACCAGGGGCAGGGUGGGGGAAGGAGGCGUCUAGCCCUUGGCUUUGUGGGGGGAAGAUGGAGAGCCUGAGCCGAGCACCCCUGCCAGGGCAGUCCCUAGGCAUACGCAGAAUAUGCAGCUCCAUAGGGCACCAAGAAAUUUGGGGCACCAAAUAGCCCCAAAUUUUAUGGUGCCCUAGGCAGCUGCGUGCUGCAUACCCAGUAGCACCAGCUCUGGCAACCAGCCCUAUCCCGUGGGGGGGGGGGCUGUGUAGGGCACCCCAAUGGCAAGGGACGGCCCUGGCCCUUGCAGUCCCAAACCAGCAAGGGACUAAACACUCCCGCAUGUAGGUAAAGAAAUCCCUUCUCCGGUCUCCGGCGGCCUGACGUGGGGCGUUUGAACGCUUGGGGUUGGCAACGCCCUCUGGCCGGCUCGGCCGGGCCCGGAUCUCUGGCCCUGCUGGGCCCACGAAGGUCUGGCCGGGUCACGCUAAAAGCUUCUUGUCGGUGAUGUGGCUGGGCCCGGGGGCACCCCCAGACCCCCUUGGCCCGGCCCCGCCUCCCGUGGGGCGGCUCCCUCGCAGUCAGCUGAGCGCAGGGGCGGGGCCAGGGCCGCAGGCUCUCAGGUGACCUGCGGGCGGCUCCGGCUGCGCAGCGCUUCCUGGAGCCUCCUUUCCCCGCUUAGAGGCCGGCCGGGACCAUGCUCGCGCUGACCGUGACUCUGCUCCUGGCCCUGGGCCCCGUGGCGCGCGCCGAGCCCCUCAGAUUCGUGGACUGCGGCUCCAAAGAUGGGAGCAUCACAGAAGUGAAUGUGAGCCCCUGCCCCACACAGCCCUGCCAGCUCCAGAAAGGGAUGUCCUACAGCGUCAAUGUCACCUUCUCCAGCAAGAUCGAGAGCCAGGGCAGCAAAGCGAAGGUGUAUGGGGAGAUGCUCCAUGUGGACAUACCGUUUCCCAUCCCUGAGCCUGAUGGAUGCAAGUGUGGGAUCCAGUGCCCCAUUGAGAAAGGCCAUUCCUACAGCUACCUGAACAAGCUGCCUGUGAAAAGCGAGUACCCCAGUAUUAAACUGAUCGUCAAGUGGGAGCUGCUUGAUGACCAAAAUGAGAUGUUAUUCUGCUGGAAGAUACCUGUCCAGAUCACCAGCUAAGGAGCCCUGCUUGCCCUGUUGGUGGCUUUGGGGGAGGGGAGAGUAGAAGUGAAAACAUAGGUCAGACUCUUCUUACAUAAUGAGCAUUUCCUGGCAUCUGCUUCAAAAUUCUGCAGCCUCUAAGCAGCCGGCUCUGUGUUGUCCCAAAUCUGAGAUACAGUUGCUGCAGGGGCAUCAAUAGGCAGAGGGCUCAAAUCCCUGCAGCUUAAGAGGGGGCAGAGUCUGGCAGCCAUUGGUGGCAGUGGAUGAGCAGCAUGUUGCUGGAGCUCUGUGCGGGUUUCUGUCCCUUGAAAUGAGCAUCACCAAGGGAUCUCUCUCUCUCAUACAAUGGGGCUGGUGUCAGCUGCUGCCUGUUAACCCUUGAGUGCCUGUCCUGAUAGAAUGCUGCUGCAUCCCUCUGCUUUUCUCCUACUCAGUCAUGACCAGAGUGUUCCUGCAACCUGCAUCUGCCAUCCAGAGCCAAUGGAGGCUGAAGAGGGGGGACUGGCCCUGCCACUUGUCUUCCAUGAGCAUUGGUGUCUCCUUGGCCCAGCGGUGGCCAGCAACUCUACAGCUGGGAGAAUGCUUCCUCGGUGCAGGCACAAACCCAAACCGCAUGCAGCAUCACUGCAGGGAUGACUCUUGCUAACCAGUGAUUUGCACUGUCUACUAAUUCACAUGGAGCUGCUGCUGGGGGCUCUUCACCCCAACCUCUUUUUAUAACUUUCCUUUUAAUAAAGGCUCAAUAAAAACU
This is a messenger RNA of Dermochelys coriacea (leatherback sea turtle), 2660 nucleotides long. It is a transcript of the gene NPC2, whose product is annotated as NPC intracellular cholesterol transporter 2. Gene Ontology annotation, biological process: intracellular cholesterol transport; cholesterol efflux. Lineage: Eukaryota; Metazoa; Chordata; Testudines; Dermochelyidae. The record is from RefSeq and is a predicted model, not a curated record. Gene Ontology annotation, molecular function: cholesterol binding. The coding region runs from base 1481 to 1927 and encodes 148 amino acids. The transcript has 4 exons.